UUAUAAAAACACUAAUAUUUUGGCUCGAGAUCAUCAAUGGAGGUCCAAUCCGUACAAUUAUUCUUUUUUAUCGCUUUCAUCUUGGUUCAAUCAUACUGCAUUGCACUAGACACCAUAUCUGCAAAUCAUGAAAUCCGAGAUGGCAAUUCCCUUGUUUCUGAAGGUGGAAUGUUUGAAUUGGGCUUUUUUAGUCCCGGGAAGUCCAAGAAUCGUUAUGUGGGUAUAUGGUUCAAGAAGAUAUCAUAUGGUACUGUUGUAUGGGUUGCUAACAGGAAUACACCAAUUGCAGAUAAGUCAGGCAUGCUCAAACUUAACAGACUGGGAAACCUGGUGAUUGUCAGUGGCGGCAACCCGAUGGUCUGGUCAUCCAAUUCAACGGUAUUUGUUCAUGGUAAUAAUUCGGUAGUGGUGGCGCAGCUUUUAAGUAAUGGAAAUCUUGUUGUAUGGCAUACAAAUAAAAUUAUUUGGCAAAGUUUCGACUAUCCAGGUGACACAUAUAUAGCAGGAAUGAAAUUCGGGAAGGAUUUAGUGACAGGGCUGCUGCGGUUCAUGUCAUCUUGGAAGAGUCCUGAUGAUCCUUCUGUAGGUGAGUAUAGUGAUAAAUUAGACGCAACCGGAUUUCCACAAACUUACGGACGGAAGGGUGAUGUUAUAACAAGAAGACUUGGACCGUGGAAUGGUCUUGGCUUUAGUGGCUUUCCUGAUGAAAAAGGAAAUCCGAUUUACUCCACAGAUUUUUCCCUUAAUGAGAAGGAAAUCUAUUAUAAAUUUGAACUUCAAAGUUCAGUUGUUCAAAGGAUAGUUUUGACAUGGGAUGGCAAGACACAGAUUUUGCAGUGGAUUGAGCGAAUAAAAGAUUGGAUUGUGUAUGCAGAAACUUUCGUUGAUACUUGUGAUCGUUUUUCACUAUGUGGUCCUAAUGGGAUAUGUAGCAUUAACAAGCAUCCACCUUGUACAUGUAUGAAAGGUUUUGAACCAAAAAAUCUAGAAGAAUGGCAGGCAUCUGACUGGGUAAGUGGGUGUACACGCAAAACGCCUUUAAAUUGUGGGAAUGGUGAUGGGUUCUGGAAAGUUGCAGGAGUUAAGGUACCAGAUACUGGAAGGUCGUGGUAUAAUGUGAGCAUGACCCUUGACGAAUGUGAGAUGGCCUGCAAAAAGAACUGCUCUUGUACAGGUUAUGCAAGUGUAGAUAUCAGAAAUGGAGGAAGUGGAUGUUUGCUCUGGUUUCAUGAUCUUUUGGACACCAGAGAGUAUGAUUCAGAUCAAGAUAUUUACAUAAGAAUCGACGCCACUGAGUUAGAAGGACUUAUGGACUCCCAGUACAAUUUCAACAUACGGAAAAGUAUUAUUAUAGCGUUGCUUUUAACUUCAACGGCUUUGUCACUUAUCUUCGUAGUGGCAUAUGCCUGUAGAAAAAUAAAUCAAUGGCGCCACAAAGGACGAGGAAACAGGUAUCUACUUGAUAAAAAGAAUAGAAGGGUUGAGAUAGAUCAUCUUGACGAUUUACAAUUUUUCAGCCUAUUUGAAGUAGCCAGGGCAACAGAUAACUUCAGUGUCUCAAAUAAGAUUGGAGAAGGCGGCUUUGGUCCUGUUUACAAGGGUGUGUUGGAUGAUCGAAGAGAAAUAGCCGUGAAGCGGCUCUCAGAAUCAUCUCAACAAGGGCUUGAUGAGUUCAAGAAUGAAGUCAUUUGUAUUGCAAAGCUACAACACCGGAAUCUUGUGAAGCUUCUUGGAUAUUGCAUUUAUAAAAAAGAAUUGAUUUUGAUUUAUGAAUACAUGCCUAACAAAAGCUUGGACUUUUUUCUCUUUGAUGAAACCAGAAGUUUGAUGCUUGACUGGUCCCAACGAUUUAAUAUAAUACAUGGGAUGGCUCGAGGUAUUCUCUAUCUACAUCAAGAUUCCCGCCUUCAAAUAAUCCACAGAGAUUUAAAGGCCGGUAACAUAUUGUUAGACUAUGACAUGAAUCCAAAAAUAUCCGACUUUGGCCUUGCUAGAAACUUUGUAGGACACGAUACCACUGCGAAGACAAAGAAAGUGGUAGGAACAUAUGGUUACAUUUCUCCAGAGUACGCAGUACAUGGUCGUUUCUCUAUAAAAUCAGAUGUAUUUAGUUUUGGUGUUCUAGUGUUGGAGAUAAUAAGCGGUAAGAAAAACAGAGAAUUCACUCAUGGAGACCACAACGAUAACCUUCUUGGUCAUGCAUGGAGACUCUUUAAAGAAGGGAGGUCCACUGAAUUGAUGAGUGGAUCUUUACAGGCUUCAUGUGUGGUCUCUGAAGUGCUAAGAUCAAUACAUGUAGCACUGCUAUGCGUGCAGCAUCAUGCAGAAGAUAGACCAACAAUGUUGUCGGUGGUUCUGAUGCUGGUUAGUGAGGGUGUGUUGCCUCAACCUAAGCAACCUGCUUUUUUCACAGGAGAGAUCCAAAUCGAAGUCAAAUCUGUGUCAUCGGCUGAUGAUUACAUGAUAACACAACCGUAUGCUCGUUAGCAAGCACUUAUUUAUGUGACGAAGAUGUUCCAAUACCUUUAAUUAAGUCUUUAUUUUCUUCUUGAUA
This is a messenger RNA of Helianthus annuus (common sunflower), 2554 nucleotides long. Its product is annotated as G-type lectin S-receptor-like serine/threonine-protein kinase At4g27290. The transcript is spliced from 7 exons. NCBI's taxonomy places the organism in Eukaryota, Viridiplantae, Streptophyta, Magnoliopsida, Asterales, Asteraceae. The record is from RefSeq and is a predicted model, not a curated record. Gene Ontology annotation, molecular function: ATP binding; protein serine/threonine kinase activity. The coding region runs from base 37 to 2487 and encodes 816 amino acids. Gene Ontology annotation, biological process: protein phosphorylation; recognition of pollen.